AUGGACGCCGACGAUGAUGUACGAAAAAUGGCGCCUUCUGCACUGCACGCGCACAUUCAACGCUGUGAGAGGCUGUUAAGCCACCCAACUCUUUUGGGCCGCCUGCCGGACGGGGGUGCGGCCAUUCGCGGCCGCCACGCCUUGUACGUCGCGGAAAGGUCUCGACGCGAGGCUGUGGGCGACGCCUCUUCUGGCACGACGGAGCAGGAUGCUGCUGAGGAAGCCGUGCGGCAGGUGGAGCAGCAGAUUUGUCAGAUAACGAUAUCACCGGAAGCGGCGUCCAAGCAGACAGCAGACAAGUGGGCAGAGUGCCACGCCUCUCCGAACACCGGUGAGUGGGGCGUAGAGGAAGGAGAAAGGGCUGUGGAGUCGUACGGAGAUGCGGCACGUGCCAUUGGCGAGAAGCACCGACACAGUCCAGUCCCUGUAGAGACGAUUGUGCGCCAGACGUUUGGGGGAUCGCUCUGCGAGGCGGAAAUCCAGCGUAUGCUUCACGACGUACCGCCUAACUUCUUCUUGACAUAUGAAGAGACCACCUCGAUGCAGCGAAGGCUCCUCGCUGAGGAGCGUCAGGAGGCGCUUAAGCGGCUGCAGCAGCAAAUGCAUGCCGAGCAGUAA
Molecule: messenger RNA, 618 nt
Organism: Trypanosoma rangeli
Lineage: Eukaryota; Euglenozoa; Kinetoplastea; Trypanosomatida; Trypanosomatidae
Product: putative protein kinase
Exons: 1
Coding region: 1-618 (205 amino acids)
Source: RefSeq, a predicted model, not a curated record